This is a messenger RNA of Mycotypha africana, 426 nucleotides long. RefSeq names its product proteasome maturation factor UMP1-domain-containing protein. Gene Ontology annotation, biological process: proteasome assembly. Bases 1 to 426 code for a protein of 141 amino acids. Gene Ontology annotation, cellular component: cytoplasm; nucleus. NCBI's taxonomy places the organism in Eukaryota, Fungi, Mucoromycota, Mucoromycetes, Mucorales, Mycotyphaceae. The transcript has 4 exons. The record is from RefSeq and is a predicted model, not a curated record.
AUGUCUCUUCGUAUUGUUCCAGAUAGUCAUAUUGAAAGCGUCAGCACUUCGGAUAGCAGCCAUAAAGAAUUUGGGGUUCACGACACUUUGCGCAAUGGUAUACGUUCCAUUAAAACUGAAGUUCUUCCUGGACAUCCCCUCGAAAAUAGAUUGAGCCAGUGGGGAGAAACACAAUGGGAAUUAAAGUUGAAUUUAGCUCGUCAAGCCCAUGGCAUGCAUGCGCCUAUUAAAAUGAUGAUGGAAAGAAGCAUUGUUGAAAAGCGUCAGCGCUUACCUGUUCUUCCUUCGUCUAACUUACAUUUGAAUAUUUUACUCGGUAAAGACGAAACAAUCGAUUACGAAGACUUCCUUAAUGAUCCCACUAUGUCAACCGACAUGCUAGAUGUUCAUACAGCCAUGGAACAUAAACUGAACCUGAGAGUGUAA